CACCCCCACGGGGCCCCACAGCCGCCCUGGCCUGGCAACUGUCACCCAUUUUACGAAUGAGGACAUCAAGGCCGAGGACGAUGAUCCCGCCGGGGGAGUGCACGUACGCGGGCCGGAAGCGGAGGAGGCCCCUGCAGAAACAGAGGCCCGCCGUGGGGGCAGAGAAGUCCAACCCCUCCAAGCGGCACCGGGACCGCCUCAACGCCGAGUUGGACCACCUGGCCAGCCUGCUGCCGUUCCCACCUGACAUCAUCUCCAAGCUGGACAAGCUUUCUGUCCUGCGUCUCAGUGUCAGUUACCUCCGGGUGAAGAGCUUCUUCCAAGUCGUGCAGGAGCAGAGCUCACGGCAGCCGGCGGCCGGUGUCCCCUCGCCCAGAGACAGCCGUCCUCUUGCAGGGUCUGCCGUGCUGGAGGGAAGGCUGCUGCUGGAGUCUCUUAAUGGCUUUGCUCUGGUCGUGAGUGCAGAAGGGACGAUAUUUUAUGCGUCAGCAACGAUCGUGGACUAUCUGGGCUUCCAUCAGACAGACGUCAUGCACCAGAACAUUUACGACUACAUCCACGUGGACGACCGCCAGGACUUCUGCCGGCAGCUCCACUGGGCCAUGGACCCUCCCCAGGUGGUGUUUGGGCAGCCCCCGCCCUUGGAGACAGGAGAUGACGCCAUCCUGGGGAGGCUUCUCAGGGCCCAGGAGUGGGGAGCAGGCACGCCCACCGAGUACUCAGCCUUCCUGACCCGCUGCUUCAUCUGCCGUGUGCGCUGCCUGCUGGACAGCACCUCGGGCUUCCUGGCCCUGGAGUCGCAGGCUUGGCAGCUGCUGCUCUGCUGUCCCUAGCCGCUCAUGACGAUGCAGUUUCAAGGAAAACUGAAAUUCCUGUUUGGACAGAAGAAGAAGGCACCGUCGGGAGCCGUGCUCCCCCCGCGACUGUCGCUGUUCUGCAUCGUGGCGCCCGUUCUCCUCCCCUCCACAGCGGAGAUGAAAAUGAGGAGUGCACUUCUGAGGGCAAAGCCCAGGGCAGACACCGUGGCCACCACGGAUGCAAAAGUAAAAGCCACCACCAGUCUGUGUGAAUCGGAACCGCGUGGAAAACCCAAUUACUCAGCAGGAAGGAGCAGCAGAGAAAGCGGCGUUUUGGUGCUCAGGGAACAGACUGACGCUGGCCGAUGGGCACAGGUUCCCACCAGGGCUCCGUGCCUGUGCCUCCGGUGCGGCCCCGACCUUGUCCUCGACCCCAAGGGGUGCUCAGGAUAUGUCCUGAUUCCGAUGCUUCUCCUCUGGGCAUGGACAGCACCCGGGACGUUCACAGCAGGUGGAGCCAUGCGGACUGGAGACGUCCCCGCCCUGUUCUGGGCGCUGGCUUCACUGAUGUACCUGCUGUGGCACCCGCUCCUGAGCGCCACAGUGGUGCAAGAUGCAAGGUGCAUUCUGCAGAAUCAGAGCCCUGAGGCAGCGGCAGCAGCCUCCAGUGGCCCCCAGCAGCGGCCCCCAGCGGCGGCCUCCAGCAGCCCCCGGCAGCAGCCUCCACGGGAUGUCGGUGAGGACCAGGUGCACCCUCCCCUCUGCCACUUUCCCCAGGGGAGCCUGCAGCACCGGCUCCCUCAGCCUGGAGCUCAGCGUUUUGCCACGAGGGGCUAUCCCAUGGAGGACGUGAAGCUGCAGGGUGUGCCGAUGCCUCCGGGGGACCUGUGCGGUCCGACGCUGCUGCUAGAUGUGCCCAUCAAGAUGGAGAAGGACUCUGGGUCUGAGGAUGCUGCAGACGGCUGUGUGCCCAGCCAGGAGUGGCUGGGGGCCAGUGACAGGAGCCAUCCAGCCACCUUCCCUACCAGGAUGCACCUGAAAACAGAGCCAGACUCUCGGCAACAGGUGUACAUCUCGCACCUGGGGCAUGGCGUGCGGGGGACUCAGCCUCAUGGCAGGGCCACUGUUGGGCGCAGCAGGGAGCUGACCCCUUUCCACCCCGCACACUGUGCCUGCCUGGAGCCCAUGCACAGCCUUGCCCAGCCAGAGCCUCCCCACCAGCUCUGUGCACGGGGCCGAGGCGAACAGUCCUGCGCCUGCAGAGCUGCUGAGGCCGCCCCUGUGGUCAAGCGGGAGCCCCUGGACUCGCCCCCGUGGGCUACUCACAGCCAGGGAGUGGUGCCUGGGAUGUUUCCCAAAAGUGCCUUGGCAACGCUGGUCCCACCCCAAGCUUCGGAGUGCACGUUCCUCCCGUAGCACAGUGACCACCGCCCAGGCCCAGAUCCGUCCGUCUACGCUCAGAUGCGUCAGUGGCUGGGCUGCCCUGCGCCUGGUCAGGCCAGAGCCCAUCCUAAGACGUGCUUUGCAGAGCUGUGCAUGCGCACUCUGCUAGUCUGUGUGUGCAGGAUUUGCAGUAGCGUAUCCUGAGUUUUGUAAAAUAUCCCAAUAGUUCUUAAAUGCAAACUGGCCAUAAAUCUGUUCAAGCAUGACAGUAUUUCUCUUUGAGGAAUUAAAAUCUUUAGGAAAGUGA
This is a messenger RNA of Mandrillus leucophaeus (drill), 2487 nucleotides long. It is a transcript of the gene AHRR, whose product is annotated as aryl-hydrocarbon receptor repressor. Gene Ontology annotation, biological process: regulation of transcription by RNA polymerase II. Gene Ontology annotation, cellular component: aryl hydrocarbon receptor complex; nucleus. The transcript is spliced from 14 exons. Gene Ontology annotation, molecular function: transcription cis-regulatory region binding; nuclear receptor activity; protein dimerization activity. The record is from RefSeq and is a predicted model, not a curated record. NCBI's taxonomy places the organism in Eukaryota, Metazoa, Chordata, Mammalia, Primates, Cercopithecidae.